Messenger RNA from Neltuma alba, 866 nucleotides. RefSeq names its product HVA22-like protein e. NCBI's taxonomy places the organism in Eukaryota, Viridiplantae, Streptophyta, Magnoliopsida, Fabales, Fabaceae. The transcript is spliced from 5 exons. Bases 112 to 576 code for a protein of 154 amino acids. The record is from RefSeq and is a predicted model, not a curated record.
GAAUCCGGUCUUUCCUCUUCCCCGCGAUCCAAGCAAUCCCCUCAAUCUCUAACCUCUUCUCUUUGCUGCCCCCAAUAAUCCAAUCAGAUUUCUCUGUCUCUGCCUAAGAACAUGGGCAAAUUGUGGACCUUGGUCACCCACCUUCAUUCGCUCGCCGGGCCGGUGGUGACUUUGUUGUACCCCUUGUAUGCGUCCGUGGUGGCCAUAGAGUCGCCGUCGAAGCUGGACGAUCAGCAGUGGCUAUCUUACUGGAUCUUAUACUCCUUCCUCACCCUCACAGAAAUGCUUCUGCAAUCAAUUCUAGAGUGGAUUCCGAUAUGGUACGAUGUGAAGUUGGUGGCGGUGGCGUGGCUGGUGCUGCCGCAGUUCAACGGCGCGGCCUUCCUGUACGAGAGAUUCGUGAGGCAGCAAAUCAGGAGAUACGUGACGCAGAGCCAUCAUCAGCACCAGCAGGCUUCUUCUUCUUCUUCGUCCAUAGCGACACAGAAGAAACAGAAGUCGCCUACUAACGUAAAAGGGAAGAAAAAGUUCGUGGAUUUCAUCCUCCCCAAGAAAGGUGAUCAUGACGUGUAUUGAAGAAUUAAUGAAGACGAAGGCGGAAAUUGCGAGUCUCGUCGUCUUGCUUUCACUUUCCCACCACAUACCUGUUUUUGGAUGUUUCUUCCUAAAGUGCUGUAUCAUAUUCUGUACUAAUACAUAAAAUGAAAUUACCCAUGUGUUACAUCCAAACCCAAUAUACAAGCCCGGCUCACUUGUUUAUGUAUGGACCUGACGGCAUUUACUUGGCCCACUAUCCCCUGUGACCUACAUGUGAAUUAAUGAUUUUUCUCUUUUCAAAUAAAUAAUAAUUUGUUAAGAGGGCAAAA